Molecule: messenger RNA, 1107 nt
Organism: Budorcas taxicolor (takin)
Lineage: Eukaryota; Metazoa; Chordata; Mammalia; Artiodactyla; Bovidae
Gene: TMEM26
Product: transmembrane protein 26
Exons: 6
Coding region: 1-1107 (368 amino acids)
Source: RefSeq, a predicted model, not a curated record
AUGGAGGGACUGGUCCUGCUCAACGCUCUGGCCACCCGGCUCCUCUUCGUGCUGCACUCGCUGGUUGGAGUCUGGCGAGUGACCGUGGUGAAGAAGGAGCCGUGGUACUGGCUGCUGGCGCUGCUUAAUCUCUUGCUCUUUCUGGAAACGGCGCUGACCCUCAAAUUCAAGCGCGGCAGAGGCUACAAAUGGUUUUCACCAGCCAUAUUUUUAUAUCUGAUUAGCAUUGUUCCAUCAUUAUGGCUUCUUGAAAUGCACCAUGAAACCCAGUAUUGCAGUGGCCAAUCUGGAGGAUUGUCACAGAAUACCAGCAGAAAAGAAGACUUCAAUCAAACUCUCUUGUCAGCUGAACAUACCAACAGAGCAGAUGAUCUCAUUGAGACGGCCAAAGUUUUUGUAAAUAACUUAUCUACAGUAUGUGAGAAAGUCUGGACUUUGGGACUCCAUCAGACAUUCCUUCUAAUGCUAAUAAUUGGAAGAUGGCUUCUCCCCAUUGGAAGUGGGAUCACUCGGGAUCAACUCUCUCAACUUCUCCUUAUGUUUGUGGGGACAGCUGCUGACAUAUUGGAAUUCACAAGUGAGACCCUGGAAGAAGAAAAUGUGAGGAACAGCCCUGCCUUGGUCUAUUCCAUCCUUGUUAUAUGGACCUGGAGCAUGCUACAGUUUCCACUUGACCUGGCAGUACAGAAUGUCGUGUGCCCUGUGUCCAUGACAACCAGGGGGUUCUCCAGCCGGUUCUUCUGCCAAUACAGUGCCGACCUAUGGAACAUUGGAAUCAGUAUCUUCAUACAAGAUGGUCCCUUCCUUGUUGUGCGGCUCAUACUCAUGACCUAUUUCGAAGUGAUCAACCAGAUGCUAGUGUUCUUUGCUGCCAAGAAUUUCCUGGUGGUGGUGUUACAGUUCUACCGCCUGGUGGUGUUGGCCUUGGAUGUACGCGCUUCCUUGCGAAGUCAGCCGGAACGCCUGAAAGGAGAGCACAGAUGCCCGGAUGUACCUGCUGAGCGUGGGGUCUCACCUGAGGCCUGGCCAGGCAGUUCCAUGGAGGCCUUGGCUAUUCCUUUACAGGCCUCGCCAGUCACCUCCGAUGACUCCCACCCCACACCAUAG